This is a messenger RNA of Geosmithia morbida, 648 nucleotides long. RefSeq names its product ESCRT-II complex subunit VPS25. NCBI's taxonomy places the organism in Eukaryota, Fungi, Ascomycota, Sordariomycetes, Hypocreales, Bionectriaceae. The transcript has a single exon. The coding region runs from base 1 to 648 and encodes 215 amino acids. The record is from RefSeq and is a predicted model, not a curated record. Gene Ontology annotation, cellular component: ESCRT II complex. Gene Ontology annotation, biological process: protein transport to vacuole involved in ubiquitin-dependent protein catabolic process via the multivesicular body sorting pathway. Gene Ontology annotation, molecular function: protein homodimerization activity; structural molecule activity.
AUGGCAGCCACAGCAUCGGGGAACGCAGAACCCUUCGUUUUCCCCCGGGAAUACUCCUUCCCAGCCUUCUUCACCCGGCAGGCCAACCUGACGACCCACCACGCCCAACUGACCAAGUGGUCCGCCCUGGUCCUCUCCUACACCCGCCACCACCGCAUCUUCCGCCUGACCGUCUCCUCGGCGGCCGAGUCCGACUUGUUCUGCAACAGACGUCUGGACCGUCGACUCCAGAUUCCCGAUAUCCGGGAGCUUCUGGAGUUUAUGCGGAAGGAUGGUAGGGCAGAAUACGUCUCGUCUUCUUCAUCAUCUUCGUCGUUCCCGUCCGGAGGCGGAGGUGACCCGUCAUCAUCCUCAUCCGGCGGUGGCGGCGGUAGAGAAGGAGGAAGCGGUGGCGGUGGCGACGUCGUCCUCAUCUACUGGCGUAGACCGUCCGAGUGGGCUCACAUCAUCGAGUCUUUCAUCGAGAGCACCGCGCAGAAGGGCAGCGUACUGACGCUGUACGAGCUCGCAGAGGGCGAGGCCACGAGGUCCACGGAGCUGCACGGCAUCGAUGGCGAUGUCCUCCUCAAGGCGCUCAAUGUCCUGGUCAAGAAGGGGAAGGCUCAGAUCUUCGGUCACGACGAUUCGCAGGGUGUCAAGUUUUUCUAA